AUGGGGCGCUACACGGGCCGCGCGUGCCGCCUGAGCGUGAUGCUGGCGCUGACGGCGGGCUUCUUCGUGGCCGAGCUGGUGUCGGGCUACGUGGGCAACUCGCUGGCGCUGGUGUCGGACUCGUUCAACAUGCUCUCCGACCUGACGGCGCUGUGCGUGGGCCUGUCCACGGGGCGCCUCUCGCGCCGCCGGCGCCGCGGCGCGCGCGCCUCCUUCGGCUACGGGCGGGCGGAGGUGGUGGGCGCGCUGAGCAACGCCGUCUUCCUGGCCGCCCUGUCCUUCACCAUCCUGGUGGAGGCGCUGCAGCGGCUGGCGCGGCCCGAGGCCAUCCGCGACGCGCCGCUCGUGCUGGUGGUGGGCGCGCUGGGCCUGGCCGUCAACGUCGUGGGGCUGCUCGUCUUCCAGGACUGGGCCUCCUGCUCCCCUCGCCUGCUGCCGCCGCCCGGCCCGCCCAGGCGGAGACCCCCGGCAGGGGCCCGCACCCGCCGCCCUCCAGGGCCCCUCGGGAGGGGAGGACCAGGCCUCCAGCACGGAGCGAGCAGCAGCGUUUCUUCUUUGAAUGCAGGUGACUCUAUAAAUAUCCCGAAAAAGCCAGAAGAAGUGAUAAAGAAAAAAGAGAAAAAGUCUGAAGCCUUGAAUAUCAGAGGUGUGCUUUUGCAUGUGAUGGGAGAUGCCCUUGGCUCAGUUAUCGUGGUUGUCGCUGCGUCAAUAUUCUAUGCGCUUCCGUUGGAUGAGAAUACCCCGUGUAACUGGCAGUGCUACAUCGAUCCUAGCCUCACCAUCAUUAUGGUGAUCAUCAUUCUGUCUUCAGCCUUCCCGCUUAUCAAGGAGACAGCGAUAAUCUUGUUGCAGAUGGUUCCCAAGAGUGUCAAUAUGCAAAUUCUGGCAAACAAACUAUCGGAAGUGCCAGGUGUUAACAGCAUUCAUGAGGUGCACGUCUGGGAGCUUGUCAGUGGGAAGAAUAUUGCCACCCUCCACGUCAAAUGUCACACCACUUCCGAUUACCUAGAUGCUUCUUACAAAAUGAGGGAGGUGUUUCAUGAAGCAGGGGUCCAUUCAGUGACCAUCCAGCCAGAGUACACAGAUCACAAGAGUCCCGAGAUCCUGUGCAGUGCCCCCUGUAUCUCCAAAGAUUGUGAUCCCCAAUUAUGCUGUAGCCAGCAGGAAGCAACCCUUGUCCAAGCAGGGAAUGGCUUCAGUGAGAAAAACGGCAGCAUCACUCCAUCUCUGAAGAAAGCCUUCUGUAAAAAAGAUACGGUGGAGAUUCCCAUUGAACCCAUAUGGGCGGAAGAUGUUGUCAAAAACGACAGGUGUGAAAAGGACGCGUUCAAAGAAACUGGCGAUAGUAGACCAUAUGUAUGCAGUACACGAUUUUAG
This is a messenger RNA of Euleptes europaea (tarantolino), 1377 nucleotides long. It is a transcript of the gene SLC30A10, whose product is annotated as solute carrier family 30 member 10. Lineage: Eukaryota; Metazoa; Chordata; Lepidosauria; Squamata; Sphaerodactylidae. The record is from RefSeq and is a predicted model, not a curated record. Gene Ontology annotation, cellular component: membrane. Gene Ontology annotation, biological process: intracellular zinc ion homeostasis; manganese ion transport; zinc ion transmembrane transport. Gene Ontology annotation, molecular function: zinc ion transmembrane transporter activity.